AGUAGUAUGAGUUUUAGUGAUAAUGCAUUAAAUUUGAUAGCUGAAGCAUAUCCUAAUUUAAGAUAUCUCAAUUUGUGGGAUACUCAAGCAAUAACUGAUAAAGGUCUAUAUGUAAUUGCACGAUCAUGCCGAGAAUUAGAAUUUCUAGAUAUAUCUUAUUGUAGAGAUAUUACCAAUGAAUCUUUGUUUGAAAUCGCAGAAAAUUGUCAUCUUUUGCAAGAGUUUCAUUUUGCCGAAGCUCGUUGGAUUACAGAUAAAUCUAUAA
Molecule: messenger RNA, 265 nt
Organism: Funneliformis geosporum
Lineage: Eukaryota; Fungi; Glomeromycota; Glomeromycetes; Glomerales; Glomeraceae
Source: the annotation of a GenBank genome assembly